Molecule: messenger RNA, 412 nt
Organism: Funneliformis caledonium
Lineage: Eukaryota; Fungi; Glomeromycota; Glomeromycetes; Glomerales; Glomeraceae
Source: the annotation of a GenBank genome assembly
CAAAGAAAGAAAACUCAAAAAUAAGAAAAGUCAUGAUAUCUCCAAUGAUAUUUUAAGUUCAGAUGAUGGAAAUAGUACAGAGGAUAAAAUUGAAUGGAUUGAUGAUCAAAUUGAGAAUGAGACAGAAUGCCUUUUUUUAGUUUUAAUUGAAAAUAUAAAGAUGUUAAACUUAUUCAAUAGUAGUUCUGGUGGUGAUUUUGGUGAUGAUUUUGGUGGUGACUCUAGUGGUAAUUCUGAUGGUAAUUCUGGUGGUUACUCUAGUGGUAGAUUAGGCAGUAAUCCUAAUAUUGAUUCUGAUGUCAGCUCUGAUGGUAAUUUGGGUGAUAUAAAAAAUAUACAAGCAUUUAUUGAUACAAUUGAAAACAAAUUAAAAUCUGAAAAUGAGCAUUUAACUCUAGAAUAUAAAAUCUGA